AGUGAAACGAACAAACCAUGACGCGAAAAUCAAUUUCCAAAUGUAAAUUGAAAUAUAAAUGCAAUUAACUAUGAAGUCGAAGUGGCUUGAAAUAAUAUUAUUUCAUCCACUGGCGAUAACCAGCUAGGUGCCAGAAAUGAAUCCUUCGUGCUUUUUAUUACUUGCGCUGGUGUCAGCCUAUGAAUGGGCCGAGAAUUUUGACAAAUAUUUUACAACAACAUCUACCACGACGCAGGUUUUCUACGCGCCGAACCCAGGUCUAGACCCGUACUGGGUUGGUGGCGAAUGGGUGCAUGGCACCAUCACCACGACGGGCACUACGAAAGAAACGACUCCCUUCAGACAUAAGCGCACACUAGUGUGCGGCCGGCUUUGCCCGUACAUCUACAGGAUAUUAAUUGGCAAGGUGUGCGUGCACAAUCUGACCCAUGUGUUCAACCCGGCGUUCACGGGAGGAUGGGAGUCCCCGAACUGGGGGAGGAUCGACUAUCAGCGCGGCGGCGUACUGGACCGCAACUACGAGUACCUGGAAACCUUAGACUCCUACUGCCAAUUCCUCGACAAGCAGUGCCGCGCCAACACGGCGCACGGCUACGGCUACGCGUUCCUGCACAUGGGCCCGUGCGUGAAGGAUCAGGACGCCUUCCCCAACCUCAUGUCGGGCGAUGCCGUCAGGCAGCGCAAACGCAAGGCCAUCAGAGAUUACAAUGACCGACUGCAACCAGGUCGGUCCAACGGAGCUCGGUGUGACAUACCCUGCGGCACGCACCGCGUCUCCGUCCAAGCGCGCGAGUCGUCGUGCGUCUCGCACCUCCGCGCGUCGAGGCGGAGCCAGUGUGUCGUACCAUGCGAUUUUUCUAUACAAAAUCAAGAUUCUACAUACAAAGUUAAAAAACGCAUCAACGGACGCCGCUGCGAGAUGCGGAGCAGUGUGACGACCGCCUAA
Cydia splendana is the source of this 946-nucleotide messenger RNA. RefSeq lists its product as uncharacterized. NCBI's taxonomy places the organism in Eukaryota, Metazoa, Arthropoda, Insecta, Lepidoptera, Tortricidae. The record is from RefSeq and is a predicted model, not a curated record. The transcript has 7 exons. Bases 137 to 946 code for a protein of 269 amino acids.